GCACAUUCUCGGACACCCUCGCGACCAAAUUUGUUUCCCAGAAUUCCGUUCGGCCGCCCUUUUCCGCCAUCUUUACUGCUGUAUUCAGCAGAUUUCCUCCCCUGGGUACCGGAUUAAACAUUCAUAAUGCCUGGAAGGUUGUGGUGCAAGGCCAUCUUUGCUGGUUAUAAGCGCGGCUUGAGAAACCAGCGUGAACAUACAGCCCUUCUCAAAGUAGAGGGUGUCUACACUCGUAAUGAGGUUGAUUUUUACUUGGGAAAGAGGUGUGCCUAUGUCUACAAGGCAAAAAAGACUACCAUCACCCCAGGUGGGAAGCCCAAUAAGACACGUGUUAUCUGGGGGAAAGUGACACGCGCUCACGGUAACAGUGGAAUGGUGCGUGCUAAGUUUACAGCCAACCUGCCACCCAAAGCGAUCGGCCACAGAAUACGGGUGAUGCUGUACCCCUCACGUGUCUAAUGGGCUUCCCACGAUCUACUAAUUAUAAUUAUAUUCAACAUUGAUUAAAUAUGAUUAUAAUUAGUUAUUGUCUCAGAUUCUUUAUUAUCAUUACAAUGAAUGACCAAAAAAAAAAAAAAAAGAUGGCUUUGUGAAAAGUGGUCAGUGUUUUGAAAUCCUAGUUUUAACAACCUGUCCUAAACUAGGAUUUCAAAUCUCAACCUCUCAAUCUUCCACUCAACUUUUGAUCAACCUCUCCUACUGUGGAAUUGGAAAAAGACCUGCUAAAUGCCCAACGACUGAGGAUUGUGCCGGGGGCACGGAACGUCCACGUAAAUAAAUAAAAUAAAUAAA
Messenger RNA from Silurus meridionalis, 792 nucleotides. It is a transcript of the gene rpl35a, whose product is annotated as ribosomal protein L35a. Lineage: Eukaryota; Metazoa; Chordata; Actinopteri; Siluriformes; Siluridae. Bases 127 to 459 code for a protein of 110 amino acids. Gene Ontology annotation, molecular function: structural constituent of ribosome. Gene Ontology annotation, cellular component: ribosome; cytosolic large ribosomal subunit. The transcript is spliced from 5 exons. Gene Ontology annotation, biological process: ribosomal large subunit biogenesis; cytoplasmic translation. The record is from RefSeq and is a predicted model, not a curated record.